AUGGAAAAAGCAAACGAAGCAGAUGCAAUGCAAAAAUCAAAAAUUGAUUUUGAUGAAUUGAUAAGUGAUAUCAGUGAUAGUGAAACAGCUGAAACAAAUACAUCCGAUGAGCAACAAAGUGAUAAAGAAAGUUUCAGGCAAAUUAAUAUAAAAAUGGGUGAACGUUUAACAGAUGAUAUAAUUGAUGCAUAUUGUGAUAAAUUACAGGAAAGUGUUAAUAAAGAAGUUGAUGGAAUGCUUGCAAUGCAAUAUAUUUUAUUAGAGCCAAAUUCAAUAAAAAAUUUGAUAAAAGGUGAUAAAAAUAUCUGUCAAGUGAUCUAUGAUCAUUGCCGUGUGCAUUAUUUGGUGUUAUUCCGCAAUAAGUACAAUCCUAAACGCAUCAUUAUUUAUGAUCCCAUUGUACCGCGGCGAAAUUCCGUUCUUGAAACGUUUAAUAAUAGUGUCCGUAAGCAAAUUUUUGCAAUGUUUGGUCAUUUAUAUGAAGAUGAUGAAAUGGUUGAAAUUGCAAUUGAAACGGGUUUAAGAACACAAAAUGAUUCUUGGUCUUGUGGCUUACGAGCAGUUGCAUUCAUUACACAUUUAUUACUUGGCAUUAAUCCGGCUAAUUAUGAAUAUGAUUUGGAAAAAGUUGGAAAAUUCAUUAUGCAAAUUAUUAAAAUUGAUAGGCCUAGUCGUAAAGUAAUUGCUAAUGGACAAUUUGGCCAGAAAAGAGAAGAUAGUAAAUCACGUUUAACAAUUAUACGUCUAACUAAAAAUGGUAUUUUUUCGAAUAAAAAUGAAAGAUUCAAUUUAAUAACCAAGCAAUCUUCGUCCAAAACAUUAUUGAUUGGCAGAAAAGAAAUAAACAUAAGACGAAAUCGUGAAAAAAAAUUAUCAAAAUUUAUCAUUGAUAAGAAUAUGGAUGAUAGUAAAAGUGACAAUGACAGCAGCGGUAGAAAAAUGAAUAAUUAUGGAUGUGUGAACCACAUAAACCAAGGAGAAUGA
Brugia pahangi is the source of this 984-nucleotide messenger RNA. NCBI's taxonomy places the organism in Eukaryota, Metazoa, Nematoda, Chromadorea, Rhabditida, Onchocercidae. The record is from the annotation of a GenBank genome assembly.